This is a messenger RNA of Sebastes umbrosus (honeycomb rockfish), 3839 nucleotides long. RefSeq lists its product as uncharacterized. Bases 204 to 2561 code for a protein of 785 amino acids. The record is from RefSeq and is a predicted model, not a curated record. Lineage: Eukaryota; Metazoa; Chordata; Actinopteri; Perciformes; Sebastidae. The transcript has 12 exons.
CACGCGCACACGCGCACGCACAGAGCUGUUGAUCUGAUUGGAUGACUCGGAGAGCUCUGAUGACGCUCCUCUCACUCCUCCUGCUACAACAACAGGAGUGCGUUUAACUUUAUACACCUUUUUGUCGGUUACUUAACACGGAUUUCAGAUUUCGAUUAACGGACACUAUAACUUCCCACCGGUGGUGAUUCUACAACUGCAGCAUGCAGUCGGUUGAAGCACUUAAAGGAGCUUCUACCAGAAGCCAGCUGUUUGAAUCUCUGAAGGUGUAUCUGAGCAACAAGAACAGACUACAACCCAUUAUUGGCCUGGGCAGUAUUAUAGAGUGUGUGAAGGCGGCAGGUACACAUAACAGAGAAGUAUUGUACCUGUGUGAGGUGUGUGUGUGUCGACUUAGUAAAGCUGACAUGCGGAACCACAUUAUGGGAAGUCUCCACAGAUACAACUACAUUAAAGCCUGGCACCCCCACUUGGUGUCUGAAUGGGAGGAGAAGUGUGACCUGUCUAAGCUGGCCUGGCCACUGAUGGAGAUGGCCAAGACACUUGAGGGAAAAGAGGGACAUGGAGAAGUCCAGUGGUUAGAGGUUGACGAUGCUGUAUACCAGAAGAUGGCAACACACAGUGAGAAAGACGCUGUAACUCUGAUAACUAUCUUAAGAGAUGGGCAGGUGCAGGGUGAACCCGAGAGCCGUUCAGAGACCACAUCUGUGCAGCUGGAGCACAGUCCCGUCCGAUCGCAGAGGAUUGUACUGCUUCCUCAGACCUCAGCAGAGACGAACCAAACUGUAGCUUUUAUCGAGUCAGAAGGUAGUUUAAAGAACACAUCAUCACCUGAACCCUCUGAGCCGUCAGAGAACGGCGACAGCUUUCUUGAUGGCUACACAGGAACCAAGCCUCUUAUCGGUCUUAUCCGCGUGGUUGAAUGUAGAAGUGAAGAUGGCCACACAUGCUGUUUCUUAUGUCACUGCUGCCGCAUCAGAUCCAACGAAAAGAACAUCAUCGAUCACCUAACCAGAUCUUCCCAUCUCGUCAACUACUUGAUGGAAAUUCAUCCUGAGCAGGUGGAGGUAAUGAUGGCAGAUAUCAAUGACAACUAUCAACUUCUCCAAUCACUGGCCGAGAAAGUGGAGCAAGAAGAGGGCAGAGGAGAGCUGAAGGUGGUAAACGCUCCAGAAUCCCUCUGUAGCCUACUGACUGGCAAAAGUUACCACUGGUGUGUAAAGAUGCUGUGUAAUGGAUGGACACAUACUAACACCCAAAAGCAGAAAAUAGCUGUUAGAGGGACAAGUUUGAACAAGACUUCAAAUCAAUGCAUGCCAGAGAAAUGUGCCGUGGUGCCGUCAAAAUCUGCAAAAAAGAGGAAAAUGAGGGAAGUGACUAAUCCUGUGUUCAAUGUAAGCCUGCCUCUUAACGAAGGUUCAAUGCUGCUGGAGAGGAGCUCUUUCAGCAGGGACAGCCUCCCCGUAUCAACUGCAUACUCUACUCCAUCCGACUCGGAUCUCGUUCCCUCGCCAGAGUCCCAGUCACAGGGCUGUGAGUUGGACUACGACACUGGAUCAAUUACAGUUGACGACGCUGAACACACCUCACAACUUCAGCAAGACCUCUAUAGUGGAGAUGGAGACGCUGGUCAAUACAUGGAACCAGAAAGAAACGUCACUCCGUAUCAAGAGGUGGACGGUUAUCUCAAUGACGAUGAAUACUUCAACCAGUCAGAAGACACAACUGGAGCAAACUACCAAAGGGUUUCUGGGGAAAACAAUUACAACGGACAGCAAGGUUCUCAAGAAAGAUCAAGGUUUUACAAAGAGUGGCAAAAUGACGGCCCACAGACUCAACAUGAGUGGCUGUCGCCUGCUGCGUCCUACACUCAGGACUGGUCAUCUUAUAACUCUUCCUACGGACGGGACGCAGGUUGCACUGAGCAGUGGUACAAUUCAUCUUCCCAGAGUAAAGUUGGCACAGGAGUGUCAAGAGAAGGACAGAACGGGAUGAGCUCAGAUGCGGCUCAACAUUAUUACCAACAACAACCCCAGAAUCAGUACAUGGCACAAGAUCAUACCAGUCUUCAGACAGGCGGUGUGGGACAGCAUGGUUUGUCUAGUGAACUGGCUGCUUACUCAGGUGCUGAUAGGAUCAACACGCAUCCUUACUUAGGAGAUCCCCGUGCUCACAAUGGCAGCAUUGCACUGGAGCCUAGAAUGCAGUUUCUUGAGUUUGAACAGAGACGAUUGCAAACAUACAUGGAGUUCACCUUUGGUCAUUUCCAGACAGCUUCACAAAGUUAUAUGACACAACCUACGGCCCAUCAAGCCUUCCACGUAGGCCAUGGGAUGAUGUCUUACCCCAACUACAAUAAUGAACCAACAAACCCUGACCAGCCCUUUCCUCAUCCAGUCAGCGGUUGGGGUGGUGGUGAAGUUGGUAGUGGUGGUGGGGGUAUGUCCCAGUCAAAUGCUUUCAUCCCACCUGGGCAAGCUCUGUAUUAUGGAGCCAACACUGAUCUUAAUUUCAGAGCCGCUGGUUGGUCAGAUUUGAUGAUUUCAGGGAGUUCAGAUUGAACAACUCCAUUUAUGUUUGCAUAUCCCAAAUUGUAAUUCUGCAUGUAUCGCCACACCCCACUGAGACCACAUUUCUACUGAAGAGACGGUUGUCACCACUUGAUGAAAUCGCACUCAAAUGGUCCAGCCGGUUCUAAUUUUGCUGUGGUAUUUUUUUAUGUUCUUCCAAAAUAAAUGUGUUUGGUCUCUGUCAGAGAUGGGAAUCUCCUAAUGGAGGGAUGUUUUGCCUGUAGUGAUACAACCUUCAUAGCCUCUGAAAUCUCAGCUUUGUCCGCUUUCAUUUUAAGUUUCAACUUUAUUUUAUGUGACAAAAUAUAUAUGAUAGUGACAUUUUCUUUUACCCAAAUGUUAAAAACGGAUGCGACUGUGGACCAUCAAACUGAAAUGAGCCUAGACUGUGACAUAUUUCCUUGGAUGUGCUUGGGCAUAUAGGUGUUCUAAGUAAAACUGUAUCUGUUGCAUCAUCUGUUUACAUUAAAACAAAAGAUAGCGCUCGUUGCUUCAGAAUUAAGGACAUUUACGAUGAUAGCCUAUGUUUUUGUUAUUCAAAAAUUAUAUUGAUAAUAGUGUCUCAAGAAUAUUGGGGAUAAUGAGAUCAUUUAAACUGAUAAGUACUAGCAUUUAUUCAUAUGUUUCUAGGUUUUACAUGCGUCCAAACCAAGUGAGGUUGAGAAACGUGCUCAGUAAUAUAAAGCAUCAAACUGUGUACAGCAGCUGGCAGUUUUUCAAUGUCAAUUGUAUUGGUUCAACAGAGAAAUUAUAAAGGUUUCAAAUUGCACUAAGGGUCUGUUUUAUAGUUGUCACUAAAUAACUUGUUAAAUUACAAAUAAUACUUCUACUAAUACCUACAUUUUCUUUUCCUUUUGGACCAUUAUGCCAUUGCGACUGCAUUUGUUAUGUACAAGCUAUGCCUGAAUAACUCUAAAGAAGAAUUUACUUUAAAAUUCGUAAAAUGUGUAAUGGCCUACUCUAUAGGUUUGUGCUUGAGUGUAUUAUCUCAACUUUUUUUUUGGAUGACCUCUUUUUGCUUAUUUUGUGCACCACAGAAGAUAGUAGGCUAUAUUUAUGUUGACUAUGGUGUAUAAUGGAAUGAUACUGAUAUUGACACCAGGUUGCUAUAAACAAAAUUUGGAAAAUGAUGCAAGUGAUGAAUCUAUCACCUGUUGCUAAUGUAAGGCUAUGUAACAUGUAUGUAUGUUGUGUGUUUAAGUUAGCAACUAGUGUAACUAUGCAAAUGCCCAGUGCUGUGGUGCAUAAUAAAUAUGUUUCGUAAACGUC